Colletotrichum aenigma is the source of this 1290-nucleotide messenger RNA. RefSeq names its product Secondary metabolism regulator laeA (gene laeA-0). Lineage: Eukaryota; Fungi; Ascomycota; Sordariomycetes; Glomerellales; Glomerellaceae. The record is from RefSeq and is a predicted model, not a curated record. The transcript is spliced from 6 exons. The coding region runs from base 1 to 1290 and encodes 429 amino acids.
AUGGACAAGUACAACCAACUCCUGGGACGACAGCCGCGGCGUCCUCCAACGGCUGCGAACAGCGUCUCGGUCGCCUCCACCUCGACGCUCACCGCUACUUCGUCGUCCAUGUCGUCCGAACUCCCCCGUAACUUUUCCACCGACAGCGCCCGGCCGCAUACGCCGCCCUCUACCAGACCCUCCAUAUCCGUGCUGUCGUCCAAACAAGACGACUACCCUGAAGAUCACCCCAGCCCGACAUCUGAUGAAGUCGAUCGGGCGGUGUGGGCGGGAGCAUCGGACUCUGACCUGGACGAUUCCACCGACGAUUCGACGCCGCACCCGAGCACUCGCGCGCCGUCCCGGUCCGCUACCACACGUACCAAGUCCAAGAAGUCGAUCUUCUCCUCAAUCUUCUCAAAGUUCGCUAAGACUGGCAAGCGUUUUGGCUUCGUACCAAACAGCAAGGAGGAACAAGACAGAAAUGUGCUCCAACAUCAGAUCAUCGCCGAACUCUUCGAUGGUAGACUCCACCUUGCCCCGGUCGUGAAGGCCAGGGCCGUUCUGGACAUUGGCACUGGGCCAGGGUUAUGGGCAUUACCGGCUGACAUGGACGCAGGAAUACGGCAAGUUCCUCAUGUUGGCCUUCAAGGCCUCCUAACGUGGUCCACACUAACCCUUGUUCCAACAACAGCCAAGAAGAAUCCCAACUGUGCCGUACUAGGGAUUGACAUUGAGAAGGUUCGCCCGCCAUAUUCGGUGUCCAACUGCUCGUUCAAAAUCAUGGACGCGACAGCGGAUUGGAACCUAAACAGGCAAUUCGACUUUAUCCAUGUCCGUAUGCUUGGUGAUGUGUCAGAGAAGGAACAACUCAUCAAGUCUGUCUACGACCACUUGAAUCCUGGUGGCUGGGCUGAGUUCACAGAGUGGAUUGCCAUACUCCAGUCUCCAAACCGAUCCUUGGAGGGCAGCGCAUUCCACAAAUGGAAUUUGCUGCUCCGACAAGGCCUGCAGAACAUGGGACGAUCUCUACACUAUCCCAACCAUUACCAGCCUAUCUUAGAGAAGGCCGGCUUCGAGAGGAUGAAGAUAACGAAGCAUGCUGCCCCCACGAACUCGUGUUAUCCGGGCAAGAAGUGCCAAAGAUUCGGUGCCAUGAUGACCAAGAACUGGAACGCCAUCAUCGAGCCGCUCAGUGUCCCGGUUUUCACCAUUGGCCUCGGCUGGACCGAGCCCCAAGUGCUUGCGUUGGUUAAAGACGUCCGUGAAGAGAUUGGCGAUACAAACUACCAUUCGUUCAUGACAUUGUAA